AUGGAUACUGCCACCGCUGGAUAUGGAGAUGAUGACUUGGAUGAUGGGAUCAAUGGUGUCGAGGGCGCUGAUGAGGCAGACAAUCUACAGGCUACCAUUAGUGAUCUCUGGGGGACAGGCCGUGUUAUAACAAAUUUCUUCAAGAAGGCACAGCUUGCUUCAUUGUCCACCACAGCACCCAGACCACUCCGCAUGUUCAUCACUGGCUCCACCGCUAUCCAUCUUAUUUUUGACCCCUCGUUACAACAUCAAGCUAUUGACAAUAUCGCCGAGAAGUUCUGUUUGCCUGACUUUGCACAUACAACAGAUGCCACACCACAGCAGUUUUACUGCCAGGCAGAACUCUCCCAUGGGCUUCACAUUUCCUUACCUACAUCCAAUGUCUCGACAUGGUACCUCAGCAAUGUGGAGAGCUCUAAGUUCGCUCAAUCAUUUUUCCUCAAUAAGUACAUUGAUAAGGAUUUUUAUUAUGCCAUUGUAGAGACUCAUGCCUCUCACUGUGCAAUAUCGCAGUUUUCACCAAGGAGUACACAGCAUGAACUUGUAGCAUCAGUCUGUAUGCUACCUGCAGCUAUUCCUAUACAAGGUGCAGCUUUCCUGCGCAACGCGCAACUCGCACGCGUACCUUUCCCGCGCUUCACGAUGUAUAUGCACGCGCACUUUCCCGCACUUGAGCGCCCUAUAGCGCCAGCCAUCCAGAAGCAUCCAUCCACUGUCCACCAAGCUCUCUAG
Suillus discolor is the source of this 732-nucleotide messenger RNA. RefSeq lists its product as uncharacterized. Lineage: Eukaryota; Fungi; Basidiomycota; Agaricomycetes; Boletales; Suillaceae. The transcript has 4 exons. The record is from RefSeq and is a predicted model, not a curated record. The coding region runs from base 1 to 732 and encodes 243 amino acids.